AUGCAAGUGUACGAGGCAGUAGAACUGCCGGACUGGAUUCCUGAGUGGUACCCACGAUCGUCCCCUGCAGCAGGGACUGUGAGAUCAGACGUUAUCCAUAAUCCCAGGGUGAGCUCCCACAGCUCUCGGGAUCGGCCACCCUUGAGUAUUGUAUUUAGCGACAACCAUGACGACAACGAGCAGUUUAAUAUCAAGCAAGCGAAGACACUUUAUGUCUCGCCAAAUGCGAAUCGGACCGUCAAACGGAAGCUGAGAGGGAUACAUAUCUUCAUGAUUACGGUGAACGGCACGCUGGGAACUGGCUUGUACUGGCGUGGCGGUCAGAUCCUUGAACUUGCGGGCCCGCUGGCGGCGUUACUCUCCUUUUUGCUGAUAGGACUUUUGUCCUUCACUGUUAUGCAAUGCAUUACUGAGAUGCUUUGCAUAUGGCCGAUUCCCGGAGCGCUAUCUGUGUACGUUAGCGAGUUUGUGGACCAUGAACUUGGAAUUGCUGUUGGCAUUGCAUACUGGUUCACGUAUUCAGUGAGCUUCGGCGCCCUUAUAGCCACUCUGGCCGCAGAAGUUGAUUUCUGGACCGGGGCCGACGGCAGCAAGGCACUCGACGGUGUCGUGAUAUACUUUCUGGUCCCACUUAUAUUGGUGUUGGUAAAUGCCACGGGCAUCGAGGUGUAUGGUUCACUUGAGGUGGCCACUGGCGUUAUUAAGAUUGCCUGUCUUAGUGUUAUCAUCGUCGCUCUGGGCGCAAUCAACGCAGGAGCUGGUGGGAACGGGUACAAAGGUGGUGAAUACUGGGCGCAUCCCGUUGUGUUCGACCACGAUGCUGCCAAUAGCUGGGGGACUGCGUUCCUAAUGUGUUUAUCUAUCGCCACCUUCGCAUAUGUGGGGGUUGAGAUUGUCGCGGCGUCGGCUCUCGAGUCAGCUCCAGACAACCGCAAGCAAGAGGGCGAUAACACAGGUGCGGAGGGAUUGCCACGCCACGAUACGCAGAUCGGAAGCACGGUCAAGUUCUCUUCAAUGUACUUCUCACUUCUCGCCACCCUUGCCUACUCCCUUAGCGGGCUACUUGUCUCGUUCGACAUACCAUGGACCCGUUGCAGCCUUCCCCGCCUCAGCUGGAUAAAUACCACGCGAGAAUGUGUCCCCGCCGCCCCUGGUAUUCAGACAGAUACUGCCUCAGCAUUCGUAGCUAUUGCUGCCGAGUCUAGGAUCCCGCAACUGCACAACGUGUUCAACGCCUUUUUGGUCUUUACCUGCGUCACCUGCGCAAGUACCAACCUAUACGUAGCCUCCAGAGCUCUCUUCGGCCUGACUAGCAGAUUGGAUGGAGGCAGAGGCCAGCCAUGGUACAUCCGCCUCAUGGCAUUCCUUGGCCGCACCAAUUCCCGCAAGGUCCCGGUACGGGCCAUGAUAUUCAGCGCACUCGCGUUCGUUUGGGUCCCAUUUCUCCAGUUGCGCGGCGGCACAACAACCGAGACUCCCAUUGGCAUGUUUAUCGAAAUCCUUGCUCAGAUGGGCAGCGUUCCAGUCGUCGUCGUCUGGACGUGCGAAGCGCUCGCCUUUAUCCGAUAUUAUCAUUGCAUCCGCCGUCAUCGCGCUGUUAUCGAAAGACAGCGGAUUCCACUUGUGCGCCGCUUCUCCAAACCGGAGGACAAUGACUAUCCCUACCGCGGGCGAUUCCAGCCGUAUGUCUCUUACGUUGCACUCGUAGGCUGCCUCUUCGUCUUGGUCGUUGCGAACGGAGCGUCUCUCUGGGGAGGCUUCUACAAGUUCCCAUUCUUAUCGUCCUACCUCUUUAUCUUGGUCGUCAUCGGUGUAUGGGUCCUCCUGAAGCUCGUCCGAGGUGGAAGUUGGGCCUGGGUCGACUUGUCAAAUCCGGAUAAGGUGGUGCGUAAACUGCGCAAGUUGCACGAUAUUCGUCUUGCGGCGGCAUAG
Messenger RNA from Aspergillus mulundensis, 1932 nucleotides. RefSeq names its product Amino acid transporter. NCBI's taxonomy places the organism in Eukaryota, Fungi, Ascomycota, Eurotiomycetes, Eurotiales, Aspergillaceae. The record is from RefSeq and is a predicted model, not a curated record. The transcript has 8 exons. The coding region runs from base 1 to 1932 and encodes 643 amino acids. Gene Ontology annotation, cellular component: membrane. Gene Ontology annotation, biological process: transmembrane transport.